ACCGACGGCCGGCACCGCUCGGCGGCGCGCCUCCGACUCGAGGCCAAGGUGCUGCUCUACCUGGAGACGCAGUACAGCCCCGUGGGCCGCGACCUCACCGCACUGCUCACUGCCAACGGCUUCAGGUUCAAGACGGUGACGUCGUCCAGCCUGCCGCUCUUCACGUCCGGCGACCGCGGCAGGUACAGCGUCAUCGUCUUCGAGUCGUACGCCAAGUACCUGGCCAUGGACUCUUGGAACCGCGCCAUCAUGGACAAGUACUGCAAGGAGUACGACGUGGGCAUCGUGGCGUUCAUGCCAACACAAGAGGACAGUCUGCACGGCGCGGAGCUGACCGGCUCCGGCCUGCGGAUCCACACCAACCUCGCCCUGCAGGACGCGGAGCUGAACCCCGACUCACCGGUGCUGCGGAUCGCCAGAGCCGGAGAGACUCUACGCGGCCCCGUGCCCGGUAGGUGGCACAUCUUGGCGCUUGGUGUACCCAAGUUGGAGUUACACCUGGUGUGA
Molecule: messenger RNA, 507 nt
Organism: Pollicipes pollicipes
Lineage: Eukaryota; Metazoa; Arthropoda; Thecostraca; Pollicipedomorpha; Pollicipedidae
Product: bifunctional heparan sulfate N-deacetylase/N-sulfotransferase
Exons: 4
Molecular function (GO): heparan sulfate N-sulfotransferase activity; hydrolase activity
Source: RefSeq, a predicted model, not a curated record